Molecule: messenger RNA, 3867 nt
Organism: Colletotrichum orchidophilum
Lineage: Eukaryota; Fungi; Ascomycota; Sordariomycetes; Glomerellales; Glomerellaceae
Exons: 2
Coding region: 1-3867 (1288 amino acids)
Source: RefSeq, a predicted model, not a curated record
AUGCAGCUCCCUGGGCCUUCGAUACCUUCACAACGCCAAGGCCAGAUGGCAGCUGGCAUAGGCCUCAUUGUCUUGGCCUUCUUCACUGUCUUUGCUAUGACCCAGGCAGUACGGCCAACCCUGGUCAAGCCCAAUUUCGCCAAGAGGGUCACAAAAAUUGAAGCCAGACAGAUUCAAGGGGCCUCUUGGGGACUUCCAUGGAACUUCUUUGGCGGCGGUCAAUCUGGCCCUUCUGCGAAUGCUGCCCAACCCGUCAUCACCACGCUUCUCCCUGCGGCUACCCCGGUCACUCACAAUAGCCAACAACAGCAAGGCCCUCUCGGCGGCGUUAUUGGCCAAGUUGGUCAAAUUGGUCAAGUCAUUCCCAGUAUACUCGCUCCUUUGACUUCGGCCCUUGCGGCCGUGGGAACUCCGGUUGCGUCCGUACUCGACCCUGGAAAUAUCGUGCCGGUCGUCACCAACGUUGUACCCGUGCCGGUCGAGUCGUCACCCCAACCUGGCGGCGGUCCCGUUCUUCCAACUGUCACCCCAAACGUCGGAGGAUCCCACUCACCAGCCAGUGGCGGACUCCUGCCUUCGGUGCAGAGUGUCCUCAACAGCAUCAUCGGUGUUGGCGGCUCCGUUCUGCCUCUGCCUGCCGCAUCUGGACUAUCCAUGCCUCUUCCGACACAAGUUGCUGGCGGAGUUCCCGUCUCUGAAAUCACUGCGGCUUUGGGCAAUGGUGCCUCUGUCAUCACCAAUAUCCCACCGGAGCUAGUCAGCGUUGUCUCCUCCAUCGUCAACCAUAUUCCCUCAGUCGUCAACAACAUCCCCUCUGCAAUUGCCGUAUCCACCAUUGUCAGUGCCAUCACAGCGAGCCCAGACAUAUCGUCUCUAUUCCCUGCCGACGUGCCUAUCUCACUCAGCAAUGCAAUCAUUUCAAGCCUCGACGAUGUUCUGCGGUCCGUUUCAGUCAUUUUGCCGCUUCCAACAACAGCCCCUCAGCUCCCCGACGACUUGUCCACCGUCUUGCCAAGUCUUCCCGACGCCCUUACCAGUCUUUUCGGUGGCCUCAUUCCCUUGACCUCUCCCUCAGGUGGCCCUUCUGGUAAAACAGAGAAUGAUCUUUGCACUUUCGUCAAAUUUGAGAGCGGAAUUCCCACUUUCCUUGCCGUCCCUUGCUCUGCGAAGGCUUCCCUUGCAGCUACUCAGACGCCAUCCUCGUCCGGCAUCCCGGUUUCUAACUCUGGAGCCACCUCGGCUUCUUCGCCACUCAGCUCUCAAGGACCUCCAAUCUCGGCGGGCGCGUCGCCGUCAGCUCUUCAGUCAGCGGUAUCCAACACGGCCAACCAUCCUGUGUCUUCUCAAGUUGACACUUCUGCCUCCGCAACAAACCCAACUGCUGGAGCUCCACAGCCGCCUUCAACUGCCGCACCUUCUACUGGCGAUGCGAACACGAAUCCUCCUGCCAACACACCUUCGACGCAACCUAGAGCCGGAAGGUCUGGCAACAAUGACCAACCGCACAAUACUGCUCCAGCAGGCCAAUCUCAGGCACCUAUGCAACCUUCAAACCCUACGACUAACCCCACACCGGUCAAUCUUCCAUCUGCUGCUGCUACUCAAAGGCCCGGUCAGGCAAAUAGUGGUGCAGCAAGUCUAACGUCAGCAUCAGCUCCCGCAAUCAGCCCUCUGACAACGUUGACAAUUGCUGCUGGAACGCCUGCCUCCAAGCCAAGCGAUGCGCCGGCGAAUGGUAACGGCCAGACCCCCUCUCCGACCUCUAAAACCGGCGGUUCGAUCUUCGGAGUUGGUGACGGACAAGACCCUUCCUAUGAGAACAACAUCCCACCAGGCACACCAGUCAUCCCCAUUUCCGAUUGUCCAGCCGUUGUUCAGUGCCCUGCAUGCCCGGCAUCCCCUGCAAACACACCUUCCGGCUCAUGUCCAUGCCCUGGUCGAGGCUACUCUUGCUCGGAGUGUCUCAACGGAUGGUUCUGUCCCCCACAGGAAACACCAAUGCAGCCUGCGCCUUGCGGCAUGGGAUGGCCUUGCUACCACUGCAAAGGAGGUUGGUACUGUGCUCCUGACAGCAACAGUAUGGCACCUGCGAGUGCAAACGAUCCGCCAGUUGUUGUAGUCACAACGGUGACAGCUUUCAUCGUCCCCCAGCCCACUGGAGUUGGCAAUGGCGGUACUGAAGGUGAUGGCAACAACAAUGGCUCUGGAAAUAGUUCUGGCGACGGCAGCGACGGCAAUGGGACGCCUGGCAAUGACAAUUCUGGUAAUGGAGGCUCUUCCGCUGCAUCUACCCCUUGCACGACAGCGAAUAAUGGUCAGUAUACUGGUGCUCCUGGCAAUGGCAAUGGUGCUGGUUCGACUCCUAAACCCAGCUCAGACGACUCUGGCAAUGGGAAUGGCAACAACAAUCCUGGUAACGGUGAUGGAGGCAACGGAGCCACCCUAGGAGCCGGCAAUUCUGGAACCACCGCGUCUACACCUUGCACAACUACCGGCGGCCAGCCCACAAAUCCACCUGGGCCUGACGGCAGCUCUGGAAACGGUUCUGGUAACGGCGGUCCUGCCAAUGGUUCUGAACCACCCGCUGCAUCUCCUCUGCCCCCGUCCUCUAAUCCCACAGUCAGCCCAGGAUACCCUCCCAGCCCUGUCUCACCAGCGGGUAAUGGCAAUCCAGACGAUGGUUCCGGAAAUGGGCAAGGCAGCCCCGGUGCCGGCAACCUCUCAACUGGCUACGGCAAUUCUCCAACAGAUCCUCCCAACGGCAACACUAAUAACGGACCUGGACCGAGCAAUGGCCAAGGUUCAGGUGCACCAAGCGGCAACGGAGUACCCGCCAAUACUGUAACAUCGACUCCCACACCCAGCAGCAACGCAGGUGCAGGUGCAGGUUCUGACAGCGGAUCUCCGAGCAACACGGGACCCAAAGCCGCUUCUGAAGUCUCUGGCUGGGAGUAUCUUGGAUGUUUCAAGGAUUCUGCCGUUCGAACUCUCGACUGCGAUCCGUCCAACUACUUUGCGGGCAGCAUGUCGAAUGAGAAGUGCAUUGCACACUGUGCCUCCAUGGGUUUCAAGCUUGCCGGUACGGAGUACGGCAAGGAGUGCUGGUGUGGCAAUGCAUUCCAACUGGCUGUACGGAUACCGGAGGAGCAGUGCAACGAAGUAUGCGAUGGGCAGUCUACCGACAUCUGCGGAGGUAACUGGGCUGUCACUGUUUACAGUGCCACCGGCCAGGCUUUGAGCGUGCCAUCCGAUGACGAUGUCGCCAAUGGUGCCGGCGCCGGCAAUAACAACGGCAGCGGCAACGGCGGAGCUGGCGCCGGAACCAAUGGCGGUUCUGAAGCGUCACCAUCUCCUCAAAACCCCGCGCCGCCCGGGCCUCCUGUAGAAACCCCGGCAUCCACCCCUCAGACGCCAGGUCAAGGUCAGCCCUCUCCCGCUCCUAUAGGAAAUCCCCAAGCCAGCAUCACUCCUACGGCAUCUCCCAAUUCUGCGACGCAGCCUCAGGUCGACAUUGCGUCUCUCAUUCAGAGCAUCAUCAACUCGCUACCCAAGGGCAGCCCUGAUGGCGGGUACGGCAGCGGUCUGGGAGCAAGGGACUCUGGGGCGUCUGGCAACAAAGGACCUGCAACUCCAGGUAACACUGGUGUUCCUAAUGAUAGUGCGGGAGGUGCGCCGGCGAUGGGCCCGGGUCCUAUCAACCCUGCGGGUGGACUCAACCCAUAUGGUGUCGAGAAGAGGGAGGCGGCACGGCGGAACAUGAAGCGCAGCAGCAUCGUAAGGCGGCGAGCGGCCGCGAAGCUUGACGGUAUUAUCUGCGACGGAGCAAAUGAGUAUGAUGGCGAUUGCUUGGCGAAGUUGCAGGUUUAG